AUGAUCCGCUAUGUCGCCUUUCAGCCCAGUGCCGUGCCUCCCCCGGUGGUGGCCUUCCUGGCGCCCUCGGCCUCCUCAGCCGGGGCAGAGGCAGAGGCGCCCGAAGCCAAAGACGGGAGGCCCGAGCAUGGCGAGAAGGGCGAGCACGAGCCUCUCCUUCCGCUCGCGAACUCGACGUGCCAGGAGCAGAGGCUGCGGCCGGCAGAGGUUGAGACGGAGGAUCAGCCGCCGUCACCCUCACGGCAAGCCACGGAGGUCUCGGAACCUAGCCAGGCAUCCCCGCCUUCAGCGGAAAGGCCACGGCUCGGCUUCUCGGAGUUCUGGCAGCCGGCCUUGCGGCAGUUCUACGAGACCUACCUCCGAAACCGCCUUGCUGCCAUCCUGCGAGCGCUGCUGCCUCUGGAAGUGGGACAUUGGCGUCAGCUGCUGGAUUUCGGCGCAGGCUUCCGGACCUUCGUCUUCGAUGCCAGCUGCACCGAUCCAAUUCCACGCGCCCUCCCAUGGGAGCUCUUGCAGUAUGUCUGGCUGGUCAUCUUCAUGGCCUCCAGCCCGCCAUCCGACGUGGGCAAAGCAGAGUCCAUGCCGCUCUUGUAUGUGCAGAUUGCCCUCUGCAUGCGGGCGUUGUGCCGGCCUGCACAUCCGACCAGCAAGCCGCCGGCAGCCGGCCCGCCACCUGUGGUGCAGUUUCUGGUACGCCUCCUAGACUCCGACCACGAGGCUAAGGAGCAUGCAGCCUCCGUCACGGAAGAAGAGAGCGGGUGCUGCCCGUCUGCGGCCUCUUUGCUCCGUGCGACUGCCAAAGCUUAUUAUGUGGGAGCACCGAGCAUGCAAAGUUGGGAGGUAGCCUUUGAAACAGCGUGGCGGUCCGAAGGCCUUGGUCUCCUCCGGUCUUGCAAGGCCCUCCUGGCCGAGCUUUAUCCCGGAGAGGGACGCAGUGGUGCGAAUAGCGCGCCAGGGCUGAUGCUGUGCUCGCACUCAGGCUUGCAGGCGGCUGUCGAGCUGGACCUAAAUGCGAUCGGAGCUCCCACGCUGCUUGCAGCCUCUGUGCUGCAGCUCUUCACACAGAUGUUUUCAGGCCUAUCUUUGGGGCAAAGUGAGACCAGAGUGCGGUCCACCAGUGCUGCUGUGGCUCCAGCAGAUCGCUUCCUGCUCUGCCUGGCUGACCUUGUGGAGAUGUGCAUUGAAGAGGCAGAGGGCGGCAUGCCCGCGCAUUCGGAUCCAUCUCCGGAGCCCGUAAACAUCCGGAGCCUCUCGCGCUUGGCGCGCGUCCUCCUGCAGGCCUUCUUCAUGGACCCUGCCCUCCUGGCAGCGGCAGCUCCAGGCUCAGAUGCUUUGGCCGCGGGAGCGUUCUCUGGACCAUCGGAUCCGGACGAGUUUGUUCCGAUCUCGGGUUCGGGCCCGCUGCGGAGGAGCCUCGCGUUCAUGGAGCAGUCCCCGCUGUUGCAAGUGGUUCAGCGACGGCUCUGCUCCGCGCACUUCGAGGAUGUCGAAGGCUCCACCGAGCAGCUCACGCACUUCGCACUCCGAGCUCUGAGAGUGCUGUGGUUUGACCUGCGCAGGUCGACAUGCACGUUGAAGCGCAUCCCCUGUGAUCCCCAGGAAGGCACCACGCUGUUGUGCCUCCUCAUGAAGCCACUGAAGCUGCAGCUCUGCUGUGACUGUGACGCGCAGCUGGCCACUUUUCCCUACGUGCGUCUGGCUUGUGGUGCGCAGGUCACUGUCAAGGGCGUCGUCAUCUCCAUCGAAGUGGUUGCAAGCACAACUGGCAUGCAGCUGCGUGGUGUGGACGGUCUCAACGUGGUUGUGCCAGAGCUGGAGGUGAAGCUAAGUGAUGCGCCGCUGCUGUCCAGGCCUAGCAGCUAA
This is a messenger RNA of Symbiodinium necroappetens, 1863 nucleotides long. The record is from the annotation of a GenBank genome assembly. Lineage: Eukaryota; Dinophyceae; Suessiales; Symbiodiniaceae.